GGCCCGGGCGGGGCGGGGAGGGCUGGGAGAGGCCGGCGGGCCGGGAGCCAUGGCGCCGUCCGGGCCGCUGCUGCUGCUGCUGCUGCUGCUGGCGGGCGCGCGGGCCGGGCCCUACUUCCGAGCGGGUCACAGCUGCCGCCUGCCCCUGCGGGGGGACCAGCUGUCCAAGCUGGGGCGCAGGACGUACCCCCGGCCUCACGAGUAUCUGUCCCCGAGGGACCUGCCCAAGAGCUGGGACUGGCGGAACGUGAACGGCGUCAACUAUGCCAGUGUCACCAGGAACCAGCACAUCCCCCAGUACUGCGGCUCCUGCUGGGCCCACGGCAGCACCAGCGCCAUGGCGGACCGGAUCAACAUCAAGAGGAAGGGGGCCUGGCCCUCCACCCUGCUGUCCGUGCAGCAUGUCAUCGACUGCGGUGACGCGGGCUCCUGCGAGGGGGGCAACGACCUGCCGGUGUGGGGGUACGCCCACGAGCACGGCAUCCCCGACGAGACCUGCAACAACUACCAGGCUAAGGACCAAGAGUGCGACAAGUUUAACCAGUGUGGAACCUGUACUGAAUUCAAAGAGUGCCAUGCCAUCCAGAACUACACCCUCUGGAAAGUCGGCGACUAUGGCUCCCUCUCCGGGCGGGAGAAGAUGAUGGCAGAAAUCUACGCCAACGGCCCCAUCAGCUGCGGUAUCAUGGCGACGGAGAAGAUGGUCAACUACACGGGAGGCAUCUAUGCGGAGUACCACGACAAGGCCUACAUAAACCACGUCAUUUCUGUGGCCGGCUGGGGUGUCAGCGACGGCACGGAGUACUGGAUCGUCCGCAACUCCUGGGGAGAACCGUGGGGUGAGCGAGGCUGGAUGCGGAUAGUGACCAGCACCUACAAAGACGGGAAGGGUGCCGACUACAACCUCGCUAUCGAGGAGAACUGCACGUUCGGGGACCCCAUCGUCUAAGACCCAGGCCUCCGGAAGAGCGGGGGUUUAAGAGAUGGUAUCGUGAGUCCUCGUCAGGGGGGAUCCUGUCGCCGAGGGCGCUGGGCCGGGAGUGCUGCCGUCUGCAGGAACUCAGGGCUGACCCGAGCGGACGGCUGCCCGGCUGGCGGGGAAGCCAUCCUUCAAGGGUCGGAAAUGGGAGGGCGGAGACCCCGGGGCCGGCAGCACGGUGUGCCUGGCCAGAGCGUGGUCUCCGUUCUCCUCAGUACGUGAUUUGGUGUUUUCUAUUUGGCAACGGUGGCCUAUAAUGUGGUAAACGAGGUCAGACUGAUCACCAGUUGUUCUGUCACCUGGGAAUCAGGGGUGGGGGUGGAGAAGGCCAUCUCAGAUCACCCGAGUGGUAAUGAAUAAAAUACACGACUCCCCGCGGGA
Messenger RNA from Felis catus (domestic cat), 1360 nucleotides. It is a transcript of the gene CTSZ, whose product is annotated as cathepsin Z. The record is from RefSeq and is a predicted model, not a curated record. Lineage: Eukaryota; Metazoa; Chordata; Mammalia; Carnivora; Felidae. Gene Ontology annotation, molecular function: cysteine-type endopeptidase activity. Gene Ontology annotation, cellular component: lysosome. The transcript is spliced from 6 exons. The coding region runs from base 50 to 949 and encodes 299 amino acids.